This is a messenger RNA of Drosophila montana, 2788 nucleotides long. It is a transcript of the gene l(2)41Ab, whose product is annotated as coiled-coil domain-containing protein 40. NCBI's taxonomy places the organism in Eukaryota, Metazoa, Arthropoda, Insecta, Diptera, Drosophilidae. The coding region runs from base 87 to 2762 and encodes 891 amino acids. Gene Ontology annotation, cellular component: cytoplasm. The transcript has 6 exons. Gene Ontology annotation, biological process: axoneme assembly. The record is from RefSeq and is a predicted model, not a curated record.
AAUAUAGAUGAUAAAUGUUUUGAGUACUUCAUUCAAACAAAACAUAUUUUGUAAGACAUUAUAUUUGGAAAACGAUUGCUAAAACAAUGUCGGACAACGAGGACUCAGAGCCAUGCGACUUUGCAAAUAUUACGGACCAAGUUCAGCAGCCAGUGCUGGAGCCGGAGGAAAUGGGCAUUCUUCCGCCCAACCAUCCGCUAUUGCGGAAAUUCCAGCAAUCUUUGAAAGAACAUCUUCUGCGUACAAAAAACAAGUUAGAAAAUGAGAUUGUAGACAUAAAAUACGAAGCUAAAGCCAAGGAGGAACGUCGUGAAGAACAGGGACUGGCCUUGUAUGAUAUGCAAAAUAAAAUUACCUUCCAAGAACAACAAAUUAAAGAAAUAUCUGCCCAAAUUGAUGAGCAUAUUGAAAAGCGCCAACAAGAAGAAGCUGCUGUGGAAAUAAUUAAAAAGGAAUAUGAAGAAAAAGUCAAAUUAACAAGAGCCCAAAAAACGUUGUAUCAGAACCGCAUGAUGGAGCUAGAAGACCUGCAAAGCUUGGGUAGUAAUAUAAGGAAAUGGGCAUAUGAAGUCGAAGACGAAGUUAAAAAUGCCAAACGGAUUGUUAGCAGAGAUGCUCAAUUGCAAAAGCAGCUGUCUGAGGAGAAAAGAAAAUCGGACAUCCUUUUUUAUCGGCUGGAUAUGGAAGUAAAAAAAAAAGAAGCCGAGCUGCAAUCUAUUUCCGAAGAUGAAAUCGCAAUUAAGGAGGUGGUCAAUAUACUCAAUAUGAGCAUAGCAGACGCCAACACCGACUUGGAGGCUCUACAAAAUGAACACAAGCGAUUACUACAGGCCUGGAGUGAAGUCAUCAUAGCAAUUCAGCUAAGAGACAAAAUCUUAUUUCAAGUUCAGGACAAUAUUCGAAAACAAAAAGAGUCAAUAAAAUUGAAUUCAAAUGGGAUUGAUGCCGUGAAAAAACAAAUCGCAAGAGAGAUGGAGCUCAAUAAAAAACUGGAGUCAUUUAAACAGCGAAUGGCCGAUGAUAUGAGUAACCUUAGUCGAGACUGUCAACGGGAAGUGGAUACCCUAGUCGUGCUGCAGACAAAGCUUGAGGAAUUUCCAGACUUUUUGGCUCGAACUGAGACUGAUUUACAAGAAGCCACUCGUGAAGGGACUAAAUUAUUAUCAGAAAUCCGGCGGCUUGAUCACAUAUUGGACAAAAAUCACCAAAAAAAAUUUCGAAUUGAGGAAGCCAUACUAAAAUUAGCCCAGGACCAACUGAUUACGGACAAAGCUAGUGCGUAUCGCUUAAAAUUAUUGAAUAAGGCACAAGAGCACCGUCGAAACGUGGACUUGUCAUUGUCGAAGGUACAAAAUCAAUUGGCAUUAGCCAUGCUCGAUGUGGAAAAACUGCGAAGCAUCCUAUUUAAUACAAAAAAAGAAAAUGACAAGAUUCAAGAAAAUCUCACUAACGCAGAACAAAAAUCAAAUAGCUUGGAUGAAGACUUAAAGCAAAUGCAAAACAAAAUUGAAAUCAAAAUGAAGCGAUUCGAAAAGUUGAACAGCCAAGUUGAAGAAAUCCAAAACGCGUAUGGUGAAGAUGCUGGUAGUCCUACUGAACUUAAGAUUAGACAAAUAGAAAAAUCCAUUCACCUCGGUGAGCACCAAAUCAGAGAACAUCAACAAUUUUGGAUAAUGCUCCAAAAUCACUUUGUAAAUUUGACCCACAAAAGAAGCGAACAGUUACAUGAAAUUCAGGUGACUCGAAAACAAUUGUCAAUCAUAAAGCAAAAAUCGCUUAAGGUGGAACAAGAACUAGAAAUAUCUGAAAAUAAGACAAGAGAUCUGAAGCUCGACAUUCAGAAGUAUACCUCGAAACUGGAACUGCUCAACGAGAAAAUAUACACUAAAAGAAAACACCAUGAUGUCGAAGAGAGCGUAUAUGAGCACGAACAGGCUGAGCUUAGCCAAAAACUAAAAGACACCGAGAUGAGCACAUUAAAGUUGGAAAAAGAUAUAAACGAGUUGAUUAAUGAAAUUGAACUGAGCAAGGAUCUGGUGCUGGAUAACCAUAGAGAAGCAUUAUCUUGGGAAACCAAGCACAAACUGAUUGAGGAAACUAUAGAUUGGACUAAAACAGAGCGCUCAUUGAAUGGUGAAAUUGGAGCAAUGAAGGUAGAAAUUCACAGAAUGACAAUUCGCUUUAAUCAAUUGAAACGCGCACAAGAAAAACUGGUGCAGGACUUGGAGCAUUGUGUAAUGCAUCGAGAACAAAUUUUCGUAAAUGCAACUGUCAAAGAACAUGUUGACGCAAAAAAGAAAAAAUAUAAGAACCAAUCGCAGGCCCAAAUGAAACUUGAAGAAUUACGAAAUAAGACAAAGGUUAUUCAAAAUGAAAUAGUAUUUCUCUCAGAAACCCGGCUCAUAGAUGAUUUAAACAAUAUAGAGCGCAUGGUCUACAUUCUUAGAAAGAAUCAAAAUGAUCUGAAAGAAGUUACUAAUAAAGAUGCCUCCAUUCGAUCCCAGAUCCAGGACGCUCUACUCUAUAAGCAUAACAAUUUGGAGCAAAUAAUUCGCAAACAGAAUCGUGCAAAAGCAUUCCGCAGGCUAAAUAAUAUGAAGGGACAACAUAAAAUCCUACGCUCGGAGAGUAGCAUUCAAACGCAAUUUGAGGGCCAACUUGAAAUGAAUGACACUCUGAUGGAAAUAGUUAAGACCCUACGUCGUGACUAUCCCGAGAAAAAAUCGUUCUUUUCAAAAAUUAUUCAUUUCUUAAAAGAAUAAAUUAACUUUAAAAAUUGUGCAAAUCA